Messenger RNA from Eucalyptus grandis, 1498 nucleotides. Its product is annotated as RNA-binding protein FUS. Lineage: Eukaryota; Viridiplantae; Streptophyta; Magnoliopsida; Myrtales; Myrtaceae. Gene Ontology annotation, cellular component: nucleus. The transcript is spliced from 3 exons. The record is from RefSeq and is a predicted model, not a curated record. Gene Ontology annotation, biological process: regulation of DNA-templated transcription. The coding region runs from base 83 to 1219 and encodes 378 amino acids. Gene Ontology annotation, molecular function: transcription coregulator activity; RNA binding.
GAAACCCGCUUGCGGAGACUCCGAUCUGAACAGAGAAGAAAGCAAGGAAGACCGCGAGAGCGGAGAGGCCUCCCCCACCACCAUGGGUUCCAGAGACAAGGACCAGCCCGCUUCCCGCCACCAGCCCCUCCUCAGCAGCCUCGUCGUCCGCCCCUCCAGCAGCAGCGGCGACGGCGGCGGCGGCGGCGGCGGCGGCGGGGACGGCGUCGCCGGCGGCCGCGGCGCCGCCGGGAACGACUACGAGUCCGGCGACGACCGCCGCGAUCCCCUCCCGCCGUACCGCUCGGAUCGGUACGCCGACGACGCCGGAUUUAGAAUUGGUGCAGGUUCUGUAUCUCCUGCUCGUCAUAGGAAUGCAGAACGCCGCUAUAGUCCAGAUCUUGAUCGUCCGCCACGUGGCCGUGAAUUUCUCAGCAGAAGGGAGCCUGGUAGGUUCCGAGACUCUUCUCCCCAUUAUGGUAGAGGAAGGGGCGGUGGUAGGCCCUAUGGUGGCAGGGGUUUUGAUGGUCCUGGAUUGGGUCCUCGGCCAUUCAGAGGUGAACCUGUAGCUAGAAACAAUCCUAACGUGCGACCAAGGGAGGGCGAUUGGUACUGUGCAGAUCCUUCAUGUGGCAAUCUGAACUUUGCGAGGCGAGAUCUCUGUAACAACUGCAACAGACCUCGCACUGGACACAGGGGUAGCCCCAGAAGGGGCUAUCUGGCCCCAUCGCCUCCAUUUACUGCUUCGAGGCGUUUUCCUGGGCCUCCAUCGCAUCGUUCACCUCCUAGGUCCAUGAAUGGGUACAGGUCUCCGCCUCGUUCAUGGGUUCGGGAUGGGCCUCGAGAUUUUGGCCCGGGUGGUCUACCCCCUCCCCGGCAUGAAGUUGGGUUCUCUGAUGACUACAUUCGAAGGGAACACGUGGACUAUCCAGAAGAUGACUAUAGGGGAAGGAGCAGGUUUGACAGACCAAUGCCGACUGACUGGGCCCACAGAGACCGUGGAAGGGAUAGCUUUGUAAGCGAAGGAAAAAGCUUUGACAGGCGACCGCUAUCACCACCUCUGCACCCGCCACCACUUCCUGCAAGUCAUGACCGAUGGGCACGUGACAUCAGGGAGAGGAGCCGUUCACCUAUUAGGGGUGCCCUCCCACAAAAAGAUUACCGUCGGGAUCUCUACUUGGAGAGGGGACGAGAUGAUCGCCAUGGUCUGGGUAGAGGGAGGAUUGGUGAUCCUUAUUAGCUGAGGCACAAUUUGCUGCUAUAAGUCCGAUUUUUGCAGGGUGGAGGUUAUUGUGUAAAGGAUUUUGAAGGUUGUAGGAAAGAUGGAGUUAGGAUUGUACUGUUUGCAAUGGAGCAUUUAUGGUUUCAUAGGGCCGGUGUGUAAUACAAUUGCGUGUGUGGUCUGCUUCUCCGAGACUGGUUUUUCAAAUGGAACUUGCAGAGAAUUUUCUCUCCAGCGACAGGUUAUACUUGGAGAUGCUUCGUGGUUUUUUAUCAGGUGAAUGCUCCUAUCUAUGAA